AUGGCUUCAAGAUAUAUUUUUGCCUCCCUCAUCAGUCUAGUUGCUGCUCAAAAGGCUUCAACAACCAUCUCAGUCCCAUGGAUUGGUAUCGGCUCCACUGACGCCCCGUCCGUCUUUACCGACUUCUACGCCUCCGUCAUUACGGCGAAUCCCACCGCCACUACUCUUUCACUCGCCUGCGCUCCUGAAUCUCUCGAUUGUGGUCUCUUCCCUGCUCAAACUCUCGUUGUCGGACCUUCGACUUACAACAUCAAUAUGGGAGAUCCAAGCCCAGACUCGGACUUCACCGCUACGAUGGACUGCGUGGUUGCUGAGAGCGCGGUUUGCAAGGAAAGUGCUAGUGGUACCGAAGCCAACUUCCCCGGCACCAGCACGACGACAUAUGACGCCGAUAUGGUUAGCACGUUUGGCUUAGUGGUCACAGCUGGUGCGGACAAGCUUAACGCUCAAGCGGAGACCACUACCACAGAGGCUGCAGAGUCCUCUGCUACGAUGAAGAGCUCACACAGCAUGUCUGGCUCCAAGCUGGAAUCUGUUGCAAGCACUGGUGUUGCAGUUGGUUCUGGAAGUGUCAGCCCAACUGGCUCAGGUUCCGUGGUUGAGUCUACGGGCGCUGCGGAUGCUAAUGCUGUUGUCGGUGGUGGCCUUCUUACUGUUGUUGCUGGCGUGAUUGGAGGACUCUUGUUGUAA
Messenger RNA from Alternaria postmessia, 690 nucleotides. RefSeq lists its product as uncharacterized. Bases 1 to 690 code for a protein of 229 amino acids. The transcript has a single exon. The record is from RefSeq and is a predicted model, not a curated record. NCBI's taxonomy places the organism in Eukaryota, Fungi, Ascomycota, Dothideomycetes, Pleosporales, Pleosporaceae.